Messenger RNA from Knipowitschia caucasica, 669 nucleotides. NCBI's taxonomy places the organism in Eukaryota, Metazoa, Chordata, Actinopteri, Gobiiformes, Gobiidae. The record is from the annotation of a GenBank genome assembly.
AUGGCUGAGGGAGAUUAUUACACUAUGGGGAGCCGCCAGCGCUUUCCCCGGGACCCGUUCUGUGAGUCUCCCUUCAGAGAGCAGUCUCCAUUCCGGGACCAGUCUCUCGCGUCUCGCUUCAUGAACGAGGACUUUGGGAUGUCUCCUUUCCCCGAUGACCUCGCUAUGGAAUGGCCUGGCUGGGCACGGCCUGGUCGCCUCAGCACACGGAUAGGACCCAUGCCCUUUAGUGGUGGUCUGCGCACAGGUUUCCCCGCGCGUCCGUCUUCGGGAGGACCCGCUCUCUACACGAGCAGAUACGGGGAGCCCUCGUCACAUAACGCACCCACCGCCACCAAUGGAGAGCCCUGGAAGGUGUGCGUAAAUGUGCACAGCUUCAAGCCUGAGGAGCUGCAGAUCCGAACCAAAGAGGGCUUUGUGGAAGUGUCAGGAAAACACGAAGAACAACAGGAAGAAGGAGGCAUAGUGACAAAGAAUUUCACCAAGAAAAUACAGAUCCCCAUAGACGUGGACCCAGUGACGGUGUUUGCCUCCCUGUCUCCAGAGGGCGUGCUCAUCAUCGAGGCGCGACAGACACCUCCCUAUCACCUGUUCAGCAACGACGACCUCCUGCCCGACCACACAGAGCACCCUGAGGCCCUCCCACCAACAGAGGCCCCCAUGCUCUAA